Molecule: messenger RNA, 1017 nt
Organism: Pan troglodytes (chimpanzee)
Lineage: Eukaryota; Metazoa; Chordata; Mammalia; Primates; Hominidae
Gene: KLK13
Product: kallikrein related peptidase 13
Exons: 5
Coding region: 292-1002 (236 amino acids)
Biological process (GO): proteolysis
Cellular component (GO): secretory granule
Molecular function (GO): serine-type endopeptidase activity
Source: RefSeq, a predicted model, not a curated record
AGGGGGCGUGGGAGCCGCGAGCUCCGCCCCCCGCCCACUCGGGGCCGGGUCCAGUGGGGACAGCUCAGAGCUCUUCCUGCUUGUCCCUGGGUGACCUGGUUUCCCGGCUGAGGUUGGCCCUCCGACCCCAGACCCCUCACCUCCCAAAAUACCCUCGCAGCAGCCCCUCCCGCGUUCAAGGCUUCCUGUCCUCUCUGGAAAGCUGAAAGACAUGGGUUCGCGUCCUGACGCUGCCGCUUUGAGCCAGUAGCCUAGCAGCUGCUUUGUGCCUAAAUUGUUUUCAUCUGGAAAAUGGGCUUAAUCUAUAAGUGCUUACCAGAGAAGGUCACUGUGAAUAUUGAAACGAGGUGUCUCCCAGGAGUCUUCCAAGGUUCUCAACACCAAUGGGACCAGUGGGUUUCUCCCAGGGGGCUCAAAGUUUACCUAGGCAAGCACGCCCUAGGGCGUGUGGAAGCUGGUGAGCAGGUGAGGGAAGUUGUCCACUCUAUCCCCCACCCUGAAUACCGGAGAAGCCCCACCCACCUGAACCACGACCAUGACAUCAUGCUUCUGGAGCUGCAGUCCCCGGUCCAGCUCACAGGCUACAUCCAAACCCUGCCCCUUUCCCACAACAACCGCCUAACCCCUGGCACCACCUGUCGGGUGUCUGGCUGGGGCACCACCACCAGCCCCCAGGUGAAUUACCCCAAAACACUACAAUGCGCCAACAUCCAACUUCGCUCAGAUGAGGAGUGUCGUCAAGUCUACCCAGGAAAGAUCACUGACAACAUGUUGUGUGCCGGCACAAAAGAGGGUGGCAAAGACUCCUGUGAGGGUGACUCUGGGGGCCCCCUGGUCUGUAACAGAACACUGUAUGGCAUCAUCUCCUGGGGAGACUUCCCAUGUGGGCAACCUGACCGGCCUGGUGUCUACACCCGUGUCUCAAGAUAUGUCCUGUGGAUCCGUGAAACAAUCCGAAAAUAUGAAACUCAGCAGCAAAAAUGGUUGAAGGGCCCACAAUAAAAGUUGAGAAAUGUA